This is a messenger RNA of Rhinichthys klamathensis goyatoka, 3427 nucleotides long. It is a transcript of the gene dag1, whose product is annotated as dystroglycan 1. Gene Ontology annotation, molecular function: calcium ion binding; laminin binding. The record is from RefSeq and is a predicted model, not a curated record. The transcript has 3 exons. Gene Ontology annotation, cellular component: dystroglycan complex; dystrophin-associated glycoprotein complex; sarcolemma. Lineage: Eukaryota; Metazoa; Chordata; Actinopteri; Cypriniformes; Leuciscidae. Bases 724 to 3339 code for a protein of 871 amino acids. Gene Ontology annotation, biological process: axon guidance; muscle attachment; morphogenesis of an epithelium.
UCUUCAAAGCCCAGAGACAGACUCUGAGUUACACAGCAAGUGCAGAGCAGCUCACAGUCCGGUAAAACACGCUGGGCAAACAGCAUUUCUUCAGCAACCCUCUUCAUCGAGGCGCGAGCCUGCCGAAAAACCCUCGACAUGUGACCGCUCCCGAUCAUCGUUAUGUACUUUCAUUUUUAUCUUUCUUUUUUAAUUUGAUUUUCUUCGUCAUUAAGGCUCAAAACAGGACUUGUAAUCAAGCGCUGCGCAGUCGUCCUGUGGAUUUGCCAGGAAUAAUUCAUCCUCAUUUUCCAAUGCUUUCUUGUUUCUCGUAACGAAUCUUACAGGCUAAGUAAGGACAGACUGGAAAGGAGCGAGUGAAUAAACAAGUGGAUGAAAACAUCGUACUGACCUCCAGCAAUAACCAGACGAGAAUACAUGGUUUAAACAACAGCAGCCUGUAUUAUUCGCCAUUGGAGAAGCAUUGAAACGGAUUUUACCGCGUUGGGAAUCGAGUCUGUUCAUCUCCGCCGCUGUGAAACGGUCUUAGAGGCAGCCCCUUAACUAUGGGAUUUCAAAACUACUGAGGGCACUUUCACAAAAGGAGGGGAAAGAGGCGUAAUCGAGAACAAAAGGAGAGGAUUGAGAUUUUGAAAAGAGGAUCAGUUCUUUCGGACUCUGUGGGGUGCAUGCUGCCCCCUCAACUGGACGUCCUCUUUUGUGCGAGAGAAAAUAAAAGCAGGCAUGCGCAAUAAACUGAAAGAGUUCCGGGAUGGGGGACGCCCCAUGCUGGGGCAGAGGGACAGGACUCUUGUGGUGCUGCUGAUCGCAAUGGUGCUGACAGUAACGGAAGUGCGGGCUUCCUGGGAUCAGAACCCUAUGGAAGUUCUAGGUGAUGUAAGGCAGCUGGAGGCGUCUAUGCACUCGGCGGUCUUGUCGGACCUACGUGAGGCAGAAGCAGCGGUUGUCUCCGUGUCGCAGCCCAGCGGCUUCCCAGACUCCUCAGCGGUGGUGGGCAGGGUGUUCCAAAUGGGGGUGCCCAUCAAAGCGAAGGACUCCAGGGAUGUAGUAAAGAUCACAGAAGCAAGCAAGGAUGUGCUCCCAGCAUGGUUGCAUUGGGAUGCAGAGAGUGGCACACUUCAAGGCCUUCCUCUAGAGACAGACAAGGGCGUUCACUACAUAUCUGUUUCUGUUUCCAAUGAAAGCCAAGUCUCCCAGAGCCCAGAUGUGUUCUCCAUUGAGGUGCACCCAGAGGAGCAUGCUGAUACAGACCCUUUUCAGCUUGCAAUCCAGCAAUCAGCCAGCAAUGAUGUCCAACCUUUCAUCUGUGGCAAUGAGGAGCCCGUUACUGUGCUUACCGUCAUUCUGGAUGCUGACCUCACAAAGAUGAGCUCAAAGCAGAGGGUAGAGCUACUUGCCAACAUGAAAAAGUUCUCUGGCAUGGGGCUUCAGCACAUGAAGAUUUUGCCAGUGGUCAACAACCGUUUGUUUGACAUGUCUGCUUUCAUGGCAGGACCAGGAAAUGCCAAGAAGGUGGUUGAAAACGGAGCCCUUUUGUCCUGGAAACUUGGCUGCAGUCUGGAUCAAAGCAGCAUUCCUGAUAUUAGUAGUGUUCAGGUUCCAGCAAAAGAGGGGACCAUGUCCGCACAGUUGGGGUAUCCAGUUGUUGGAUGGCAUAUCGCUAACAAAAAGCCCCAUGUACCCAAAAGGGUGCGAAGGCAGCUCAACAACACCCCCACUCCCAUUCCCUCAUUACUCCCCCCAACAGCUUACCCUGAGCCCCCCGUUCGUAUUGUUCCCACACCAACCUCUCCUUCUAUUGCUCCUACCUCAGAAAGUUCUGCCCCACCUGUUCGUGGUCCUAUGCCACUUCCUGUGAAACCUACCAUUCACAACAAAGAUCCUAUUGCCUACACUCCAACCUUAGGCCCCCCUCAACCAACACGUGUAAUGGAAACCACCAGCACUAUUGGCAUCCAGCCCACCAUGACCAGGCCUGUAUAUGUUGGAACCUCUGUGACCCCAGCAACACCCACCACCAGGACAAAACCGACAAAAAGACCUGGAAAGAAACCCAAGACAACACCAAUACCAAGAGAACCCAAAUCCACCACAACCAAGCCACCAAGACGCACCACUCCCGCGGUUAUUGUACUUGAUGGCAAUAUAAAACCCCAGCUGCGUAACCCAAUCGAUCAGGUGAAUGCCUACGUUGGCACCUACUUUGAGGUGAAGGUUCCAUCUGAUACAUUUUUCGACAAAGAGGAUGGAACUACAGAUAAGUUGAGGCUCACUUUGCGCAAGGGCAAUGAUGUAGUUGGGGAUGAUUCCUGGAUACAGUUCAAUAGCACAAGCCAGUUGCUGUAUGGAUUACCAGACCAGGAGCACGAAGGAAAACAUGAGUAUUUCAUGCAAGCAACUGACAAAGGAGGUCUUUAUGCAAUCGAUGCCUUUGAGGUCCGUGUAAAUCGAUGGGGAGCCAGUGUUAAGUCACCGGUGUUGUUUACUGCUGUGUUUGAGGGGGAUGCACGUACAGUCACCAAUGACAUUCACAAAAAGAUCCUUCUUGUCAAGAAACUGGCCCAGUCUUUCGGUGAUCGAAACAGCAGCACUGUUACACUGAAGAACAUCAUCAAGGGCUCCAUCAUAGUGGAAUGGACCAACAACAGCCUUCAGCAAAACCCCUGCCCAAAAGAGCAAAUACAGCUUUUGAGCAGAAAGAUCUCUGAUAAUGAGGGUAAACCCUCUAUACAAUUCACCAAACUCAUGGAACCCGACUUCAAGGCAUUAAAUAUCACUGUCAGGGGCACAGGAAGCUGCCGUAACUACAUGUUUGUACCGUUAGGUGAGAUCCCCGAUCCGACUCCAUCUCCUGUUACUCCUGCUGUGGGCGCGGGAAGACAGAGCACUGAUGAUGUUUAUCUUCACACCGUCAUACCGGCAGUGGUGGUUGCAGCCAUUUUGCUGAUUGCCGGAAUCAUUGCCAUGAUUUGCUAUCGCAAGAAGCGCAAGGGCAAGCUGACUAUAGAAGACCAAGCAACUUUCAUCAAGAAAGGAGUGCCCAUUAUUUUUGCGGAUGAGCUCGAUGACUCUAAGCCACCCCCCUCUUCCAGCAUGCCCCUUAUCCUUCAAGAGGAAAAGCCUCCGCUUCCUCCACCAGAGUAUCCCAACAUGGCUAGUCCAGAGACAACACCUCUGAACCAGGACCUUUUGGGAGAGUACACACCUCUACACGAUGAGGAUCCUAAUGCCCCUCCCUACCAGCCACCACCACCCUUCACUGUCCCAAUGGAGGGGAAAGGAUCCCGUCCUAAGAACAUGACCCCAUACAGAUCUCCACCCCCUUACGUGCCACCCUAAUGUUUGCUGAAACCUCUGGAGCAGGAGGAUGGGGAACUUUUGUAGUUCCACACCAGUGUUGUCUCUUUGCAUUAUGGGAUUUUUAGAA